CCAUGGUGGUUUUUAUAACGCACUGUACGAAACUCUUGUGUCAUUGACACUGUCGGGGGGGGGGGAGAGUAACAGUGAUCAGUCCUGGCAGUCUGCUGAGAACAUUUGUCCACCAUGGAGGGCUCUGAUAAAACACAAAUGAAACAAACAGCGGAAACAAAGGAAGAUGUAAAAGCUUGUGAAGAGGCUCCUUCUGUUCAGAGCUCCACAGAAGACUAUGGCUCCUGUCUGAAGCGCACGAGGGGCUUCAUCCCGCCGGUGUACCGGAAUGAGCUCGUGCAACUUUUCAAACUAGCGGGACCAGUGGUCAUUUCCCAGUUGAUGGUUUUUAUGAUCAGUUUCGUCAGCACUGUGUUCUGUGGUCACCUGGGGAAAACCGAACUUGCAGGAGUAUCAUUAUCAAUUGCGGUUGUGAACGUCACAGGUAUUUCCAUUGGCACUGGCUUGUCAUUAACUUGUGAUACCCUCAUAUCUCAGACAUAUGGGAGCGGUAACUUGAAGCGUGUUGGUGUGAUUCUCCAGAGGGGGAUUCUGAUUCUGUUAUUGGCCUGUUUCCCCUGCUGGGCCAUCCUCAUCAACACUGAACCCCUUCUACUUGCUGUCAAACAGAGCCCAGAGGUUGCCAGUCUCUCCCAGCUGUAUGUGAAGAUCUUCAUGCCUGCACUGCCAGCCGCUUUUAUGUACCAGCUGCAAGGCAGGUAUCUUCAGAAUCAGGGAAUUAUAUGGCCUCAGGUUAUAACUGGAGCAAUUGGAAAUGUCUUCAACGCAAUUAUCAACUACGUCUUACUCCACUGUCUGGAUAUGGGCGUUGCUGGAUCUGCUGCCGCCAAUGCCAUCUCUCAGUACCUGCUAGCUGUGGUCUUGUAUGUCUACAUCUGCUGGAGGGGCCUGCAUAAGGCCACAUGGGGAGGUUGGUCAAUGGACUGUCUGCAGGAAUGGGGACCCUUUGUCCAGCUGGCGAUCCCCAGUAUGCUCAUGCUGUGUCUUGAGUGGUGGAUGUUUGAAAUGGGAAGCUUUCUUGCAGGAGUGAUUAGUGAGGCCGAGCUUGGAGCUCAGUCCAUAGUUUAUGAGCUGGCUGUUAUAGCCUAUAUGUUCCCAUUGGGUUUCGCCGGUGCUGCCAGUGUUCGGGUUGGGAAUGCACUUGGAGCGGGAGAUGUAGAGCAGGCUAAGCUGUCCUCCAGAGUCCCCAUCAUCUGUACUUUCAUAAUCGCAUGUUUCAUUGGAGCUGGUCUCAGCAUCACCAGAAAUGUCAUCGGAUACAUCUUCACAUCAGAGCAAGACAUCAUACAGAGGGUCGCUGACGUCAUGAUCCUGUUUUGUUUCAUGCAUGUUUUUGAUGCAGUAGCGGGUGUGACUGGAGGUGUUCUCCGCGGCGUAGGGAAACAGCUAAUCGGUGCUCUGUGUAACCUGGUGGGGUACUACUUCAUCGGGUUUCCUAUCGGUGUGUCGCUCAUGUUUGCAGCAAAAAUGGGCAUUAUAGGUCUUUGGACGGGAUUUGUCGUUUGCGUGUUCAUGCAGUCCCUCUUCUUCCUCAUAUUAGUUUGCAAACUGGAUUGGAAGAAGGCUGCUGAAGAGGCUCUUGUGAGAGCAGGUGUGCAGGUCAAAGAAGAAAAAGAGAUGACUGGGAUUGAAAGUACAGACUCCAAUCACAACCAGGCUGAGGUCAGUACGACUGAAUCCAUCUAUGAGAAUGCUGAGGUGGACAACAAGGACGCUGAGGUGCAUAAUCCAGAGCAGAAAAAGUCCAUUACCACUACAGUUGGAGGUGUCCUGUCUAUAACACAACUCGUUUUACGCCGUGGUUUGGUAUUGCUUCUCAUGGUGGUCAUCCUGAUUGUUGGAGUGUUCGCCAGUGAAUUCCUCAUCAAGCUGCUGAAGUGAGUCUGUCAGAUAUUUAAAACUGGCAUUCAGAGUGGUUGGUUGUCUAUUAGGUGAGCUUCAUGUUCCAUAAGAUAACAAUGACUCACCUUGUAGUGUGAGAUGAAUCCACAGAGGAUCAAUGCCCGACUGCAGUUUAGUGCUGCAUUUAGAGACCAGAACACAUGUAAAUGACCUUAUAGCCCCUCUGGGACUGAGGGAUGAAUGGGUGAUAAGAAAGUUAGUUUAGGUUCAGUUAUAGUUUAAGAAUAUGGACUGGGAGUCACGCAAAAAAAUAACAAGUUUGAAAAAAGGAUUGUAGUGUGAUAACUAUGUUGCUCUCUUUCUGUCAAAGGAGGGUGUUUGUCUAAAUGAUAGCCACAACACAUUUUAUGAAAGCUCAAGAAUUAAGAGUCAUCAUGAUUUUGUUCAAGUCAGCUCAUUGAUAGAUGACCAAUAUCACUAAUUUAAAAGAAGCACUAAUUCACUAAUUCAACUUAAAAGAAGAAAUGCUACAUGCUUAUCUCCGUUUGUGUUCACAAUUUAUUUAGUUUCUCAGGUGGAGUUAAAAAGAAGAAAAAUCCUUGAUGGGUCAAUUUAAGUGUACCAGUUUGAAAUGUUUACAUACUGUGGAUCUGAUUAGAAAAUACAAAGGUGAGAAACUUCAA
Labrus mixtus (cuckoo wrasse) is the source of this 2525-nucleotide messenger RNA. RefSeq names its product multidrug and toxin extrusion protein 1-like. Gene Ontology annotation, biological process: xenobiotic detoxification by transmembrane export across the plasma membrane. The record is from RefSeq and is a predicted model, not a curated record. Gene Ontology annotation, molecular function: antiporter activity; xenobiotic transmembrane transporter activity. Lineage: Eukaryota; Metazoa; Chordata; Actinopteri; Labriformes; Labridae. Bases 115 to 1881 code for a protein of 588 amino acids. The transcript has 16 exons. Gene Ontology annotation, cellular component: membrane.